AUGCAGACCGCACUUGCUGCCCUGCUCUGCUUCGGAGUCCUUCCUGCUGACCCCAGCGUCACAGUCGGGUUCCGCUCCAGUGUUCAUUCAUGGGUGUCAAUCUGGCAGGGUGUCGGGCUGUGUCUCCUAGAGCUCAGGGCAGCAGCUGGGUGGGGGCCCCUGGAGCUCAGACUCUGCUCCCCGACAGAGACACUCUCCAAACCUAUCAUCUGGGCCGAGCCCAGUGAGGUGGUUGAGAAGGGGUCGCUGGUGACCAUCUGGUGCCAGGGCGCAGUGGACACUGAGGAGUUUCAGCUGUACCUGGAGGGGACCCUCUUCACCUUAGAGAGGCCGAAGCCCCCUGGGCUGAGAUACAGAGUCCACGUUCUCAUCCCGGCCAUGAGCUCCCACACGGCCGGGCAGUGCAGCUGCGGCUACCAGAGUGGGGAGAACUGGACUGAGCCCAACGACGCCCUGGACCUGGUGGUGACAGGAACGUAUGAUACCCCCACUCUCUGGGUUCAUCUGGGGCUGCAGGUGACUCCUGGGGAGCCUGUGACCCUGUACUGCCACCUGGAGACCAAGACCAGCAUGUUCGUCCUGCUCAAGGAGGGGAGACUCCGCCGCGUGCAGCAUGGUCAGGGCCCUGUGCAGGCCGAGGUCCCCCUGGACCCCAUGACCUUGGGCCCACCAGCAUACAGGUGCUUCGGGUCCUACAACAGCCACGCGUGGUCCUUCCCCAGUGAGCCCGUGGAGCUCCUGUCACAGGAGACAGAAACACCAGCUUUGCCCCCAUGGACCCUACCCCUUCUCCAGCAGUGCACAAAGGGGAGCACUGUCCUGGUCCUUUGGAGCUGGGAGUCCUGAGAGACUCUGGCUAAGCCGCUAAGGGCGAUCCUGUCAACAGCUGAAUAAUAAAAUCAGGGCCGGGCAAAACUCAGUGCAGAGUUUCUUGGUUUUGCGGCGCUGGAAACACUGGAGCUUCAACCGGCCCUGGGCCUGGCGCACAUGCUGUUCCAUCAGAUCAGAACCAGAGCGGCAGCACCGCGGUCUUCAAAGAUUGGUUACCAUGCUUCAGUAAAACGCUGUUUGCUAAUAACUUGCAUAUUCUGUGCCUCACAGAAACACAUGGCUUUAGUCUUAGAAUUUAAACAUUAAAAUCUUAAUUAUUUUAGUGCAUCUGAACGCAAAACUUGCUCAUUAGCUUUUCCCCUAAAAUCUAAGCAGUUUUGAAAGGGAGCUGCCAUGCCAGCCUCACGGUGGUGAUUCCACUGGAAAGCCUGGUCCUGCGCUCUUCUCUCCCGGUCUCAUUUCCUUGUGAAUUAUUUCUCAUCCCCACUUUGUCUCAUACAUCAUUGUCCAUUUCUUUCUGGUACUGGGCAUUGAAGCCGGGGCCCCAUGCAUGCCAGGGAAGCUUUGACCACGGAGCCCUCCGCCCCUGUGGUGGAAAUCGCUAUGUGUGAGUCCCGGAGCUGCCGUCCCUGGGAACAGGAUGGCUCCGCCCCACGGGGAUUCAUACAGAGGCGCAGGCGCAGGGAAUUGUGCGGGCCCUGCUUCCCCUUAGUGUGGUUGGUGUCACACAGCGUGAGAAUUCGCGUGCGGUGGAAUCGAGCAAUGAAAGCACCCAUUUCCAGCUUGGUUGUCUGCGUCCAGCGCUGGCGUGGCCUUCUGGGAUCAAAGGUAGUCACCGCUGUCCCUCCCACACUAGGCAGGGGACGAGCGUCCACUUCGCAUCUGCAGCUCCCAUAAUAGUGAUAAAUACAGGCAGUCCCAAUCUCACACCAAGUUUAAGUUGAAUUUAGCUUUUAAGCUGAUGUGAGAAAACAUAAAGAAUGUCCCUGUUUACGGCACACGUGGUGUUGGGCACAAGUUCACCUUAGGUGUGGCUCGCCUCGGGGAGGAGACGUCUAGGUAGCAGUCUUCCGUAAUAGUCAUCGUGUCUUUUUCUUUCACCUCUGGGGACUGGGCCCACAGCUUUCACAAGGGUUCUUUAGCCCCCUUGUAAUUUUUAUUUUGAGACAGAACUUCACCAAGUUGCCUGAGCUGGGCUUGAACUUGCAAUCCUCCUGCCUCAGCCUCUCAGAGUGAGGGGACUACAGGCGUGUGCCGCCACGCCCAGUUUAUCUUUCAUUUCUCUGUGGCGCAAACAUCCCGAGUCCUUUCCCUGCACUUUUGGAAACGCAUCACACCCUCUUAGCAAGUGCAGGUUGAGGGUCCUUGUGCUGCUAUAGCAUCGCCCUCCAGGACUUCUCCGUUUUAUAAAAUGAAGCUGUGACCCACUGGAGUCGCCUGCGCUCCGGGAUAAGCGCCUGUGCCUGAGGGUCAGGACUGUCUCUCGGGUCCCUGUUUAUCUGUUUAUCUGGACAAAGUGGACACCUUACAAGCAAAGGAGGGAAGGGCUCACAUUUCCACCCCUUCCCAGCCUUUUGUAUUUAGUGAAGACAUAUUAAAACUAGGAAGGAAGAAACACUGGGAGGAAAGCACAGGGCUGUAACCAGACCCAGAUACAGAUGGAAAUCAGCCCGCAGGUCAGAACGGGGGUCUGAGCAAGGUCCUCUCAAGCCCCUCCUGGGGCUUAGAGAGCUCAGGCUAGGCACCUCUCCCCUGGGCCGCUUCUGCGCAUAUCUGCGGCACCGAGAGUUCAUCUGUGUUCUCUAGGGCUGGGCCCAGGUCCUCUCCGCCCGCCCCACCCCAACCCUGGCUGCCCAGACCAGGUCCCCUAGUGCUGUUCGCUCCCUGUGCUCCUCAUGGUUGCUGUGCCAGUGGUCCACGCCCAAAGCCAGCAGCGCUUGGAGGACUAGCGCUGCUGGGCCAGCUGCACCGCAUUCUCUGCAGUGUGCUUCUGGGUCUUGGGCUCUGCAAGGCCCCAUGGGAAGAGACAAACCACUGCAGGUCAGUCUGGCCAAUCCCAACCGAGAGUGGAAGCAGGGCUUGGCCCCCCUCUGUCCCAUGGAGCCCCUGCUCUGAGAGCUAAGGUACCCUGUGCCUCCUUCAGGGACUGGGGACACCCUCUCCCUGUCCCCUUUGGUGAAUUCCCAAAGCUCUGAUUCUAUGUCUGCAACCUCUCUCCUCAUCUGGAACUUGAAAUUCUCUUGACUGCUAUUUUUGUUUGUCUUUGUUUUUUUGGUUCAGGGGAUUGAACUCAAUGCUCUGCCACUAAGCUACAUUCCCAGCUCUUUUCCUUUGGUAAAAAUGUUUUGAGAUGGGUUUUGCUAAAUUGCCCAGGUAGGACUCGAACUCAUAACCCUCCCUUUUCCACCUCUUUUAGCUGCUGGGAUUGCAGGUCUACACUGCUAUGCCCGCUGCAGUUCUCUCCGCUGUACCUUCCUAGAUGUCACACAUUCCAUUGCUGUCAUACCUGGCAAACAUCUAGCACUACUGGGCCUGGGAAGGAGGUGGGGGAAAGUUCAGAAGAACUUAGGUAAGGUUCCGCCAGCUGUGUGACCUCUGCCGGUGGUGCCCUGAGGUCUUCGUGACCUGAGGGCUUCCUGCUCAUGUACAGAGCCCACAUCUGUUCUGGGUGAGAUCAGAGAGCUAAGUGCAAAGACUACUCAAGUGGGGAAGAUGACACAGUAAGAGUCCUUUUCACACGGGAGUGAGGGUGAUUCCUUCCGCCAACAUGGUGACUGUUCGCUCUAAGGAAAGAGAUGGAAGCACUCCCCAAAUUAAAAUGUUAACACGUGUGUCCAUCAGAAGAUACCCUGAGAAGGUGACAAAAAUUCACAGCACAUGCACAGCCGACAAAGAAACAGUCAACAGUGAACGGAGAGAAACUGCAGUCUAAUGGUAAAAACCUACCGGGUAUAUUGCAAUAGUUCUGAGACAACAGGAUGAGCCAUUUAGGGAAUUAUUUGAACUUCUCCCUACUUCCUGUUUCUCCAACUUCCUUUUUUCUCAUAUGAGGAAACCAUGAGGUAGUUAGGUUCAUGUAAAAGAAGUUUUUGUGGUAUCAUCUGUUUGGGUUUUUUUUGUAAGAGUGAGUUUUUUUGGUCAUGUUUUGUUCUCUGAAUAACUCUUUUGGUAUAAUUUUUUUCACAGAAUAAAGAGAAAUACAGUAAAGAAGCCUGUGUCUGCAAGAAGAAAUAAAGAGAAAUAGUUGAUAAUUUAAAUCAGUUAGCAAGAGACAGAGGGCAGAAGACUUAGCCAGACCUAGACACCAUCACUUCACAGGGAAGCAACACAGAUUCUGCAGACAUGGCAGCGUGUGCUUCAUUGUCAGUGAACGAAAAGUAAAUUACAGUGAGAAGGGAAUAUCUUGUCAGAUUCUAUUGAUGGAAAAAAACAUUAAAAUCCCAACUUACUGUGUGUGGUGCAGCCUGCAAUCCCUGCACUCUAGGGGCUGAGGCAGGAGGAUCACAAGUUUGAAGCUGGAUUGGGUUCAGGCUGCCUGGACCUCACAGGAGACCCUGUUUUAAGACCAAACCAGAUGAACCAGAAACCUGACAGCUCGGCAUUUGGAGCCACAGGGUCUCAUAUGUGGCCAGUGGAGUGCAGUUGGUACACCUGAGGGCCACAGUGCACCUGUCCUCAGCGAUCCUGCUGAGGGAGCUUUUGGCAAUCCUGACCUGGGGCCAGAUCCUCCUGGCAAUCCUCCUGCAUCAGCCUCCCGAGUGCUAGGAUAGGAGUGUACCACAUGGCUGGCUCCACUGUCUGCUUUUGUGUGGUCCAUGAGCCUCAGAAUGUGCUUUAUAUUUUUAAAUUGUAAAAAAAAUUCAAAAGAAGAAUAUUCUCUCCAGGCAUGGUGAUGCACACCUGCAAUCCCAGCACUCAGGAGGCUGAGGCAGGAGGAUAGCUAUGAGACUGAGCCCAUCCUGGACCACAUAGUGAGACCCUGUGUCAAAAAGAAGACUGUUCUUUCAGGGCAGUGAAAAACUUAUGACACUCAAGGGUCAAUGUCCGUAGAACAUGACCGGGACUGGUGCACAGCCAAGCUUGUCAUUUACACUUGGACAUAGCUACUCUGGUGCUGUGGAGGAGCUGCCACUUAAGGCCCUGGGAGGCAAGGCUGGGAGGGGAGAGAACCGGGGUUGGUUCCAUGCUAAUGCAGUGGAGGUGAUUGUAGGGAGUCCUUGAAGCUGGAGAUGGAUCCCAUGUGUGGGGCUAAAGCAAGGCCAGUGCUGAAAACACAGAGAGCCCAGAACAAACCUCCUAAACAAGCUGUUCCAGCUCUGGGAAGGCAAGGGGCCCAGGCCCAACAAAUAGCUGGGCAGUGGGUUGUAACUGACAGCGUCCUCCUGAGUGUAUGAAUAAACAUGCCACAGUGGUCCCGCAGUUCCCUCCCUCCCAUUAGGAGAGAGGGAUCCUCCUGACCCCAGCUUUCCUCUCUUCAUUUUCCCAUCCUCUCACCAUCCUUUCCCUGGGAGCAUCUAGAGCUGCAGUUGGUCGAUACUGGUGCUGAGCUCCUGGUCCCCUACAUGUGGCAUGUGGGACAGACCAGAAGACUCUAGACAUGCCAGUGCAUGCUGACCUCACUGUGAUGGCUGUGCCCCAGAUAUCGCCAAGCCUCUUGUGGUCACAUGAGGGCUUUUCAGAGGUGCUGGAUCUAGAGUGUGUGAUGCUGAGAUUGGCUCAUGGUGCAAAGCUGGGCUCAAGGAUGCUAGGAUGAAGGGUGUGAGUGCUGCCUGCCCUAAGCAAUUUGCAGAAGAUACAAGAGAUAGAAAAAGCUGUGGUCCUCCUUUGUUGCUUUGCUGCCUUCCACCUACCAUGAACUGCUUCUCCUCUGACACACCACCCUGCUUUGGAGCCAGCUGAUUGUGACUGAAACCUCUACAAACUGUGAGCUGCAACCCUUCUCUCCUCUAACUUCAGGUGUCAGGUACUUUGUCUCAGCAGUGAGAAGAGCAUGACACUAACUUUGAAUAAAAUGCCUUUGUCCCAA
Molecule: messenger RNA, 5857 nt
Organism: Cavia porcellus (domestic guinea pig)
Lineage: Eukaryota; Metazoa; Chordata; Mammalia; Rodentia; Caviidae
Product: natural cytotoxicity triggering receptor 1-like
Cellular component (GO): plasma membrane
Source: RefSeq, a predicted model, not a curated record